AUGACACAAAAACCAAUUUUGAUUUCCGGAGCUGGCCUCGCAUCGCUACUUCUUGCUCGCUCGCUUCUGCGAUACAAAAUCCCGUUCCGUGUUUUCGAACGCGAUGCCUCUCUAGCAUCUCGAGGCCAAGGAUACCGACUUCGGCUCUCCUCAGAAGGUCUCGACGCCAUCGAAUCCGCUUUGGAACCAGCAGCAUGGAAGAAAUUUUACGAUAGAUGUGGUAAAACCGGUGGUGGAGGAAUGAAAACCAUAGAUGCCACUUCUGGAGAGCCCAUUGAGCAACCACCUGCUGCACCUGCUGGAAAUAGCAGCAGUAGCGGUGGUAGUGGCGGUGGUAACAAUGAAAGUUUGAACUCGCGAGAGGGCAAAGUCGUUGGUAUAGCGCGUGGAGAUAUGCGAAAUCUGUUCAUGGAGGGUUGCGAAGACUUUGUGCAGUUCAACAAGCAUGUCAAGGGCUACGAGUUGACGAAAGAUGGCGUGCGAGCUAUCUUCAGCGAUGGCACAAAGUCCGAAGAAGGCUCCAUGCUCAUCGGCGGCGAAGGCAUCAACUCCUACAUCGCCAGACAACUCUCGAACGGCAAGCUGAAGGUCUAUGACACUGGAGCUCGCGGCAUACAUGGACAAGCACCGACGACAGCCUUCAAAGGACUCGGCGAAGGUGUCUUCCGUCUCGUCGACAACAGCAGACCCAACGGUUCUUUCGCCGUCAUCACAAAUGUUCGCGCUGGCGAUAUGGACGAUCCCGAUACCCAAUUUGGAUGGACUAUGGUCGGUGAGCCUGGAGUCAUCAAAGCUCCAAACGACGACUAUACCAUCGUCGGCGAGACCGCAUCCAACAUUGCACGAGAGCUCACAAAGAACUGGCAUCCCAAGCUGAAGCCUCUGUUCACCGAGUCCAACACAUCCGAGGGUGCGUUCUGGAAAAUCACAAUUUCAACCCCCUCGGGUGUUCCUGUAUGGCAAAAUCAACCUCGCGUCACUGUCAUAGGCGAUGCAGCACAUUCCAUGACCCCGGCAGGUGGCCUAGGAGCCAAUACUGCGGUAAGAGAUAGCGCUCUCUUAGGUAGACUGCUGCAAAAUGGCUACUACGAAGGAGCGACGGCAGACUACGAGAAAGGAAUGAGAGUCUACGGAAGCGAAGCGGUAGGCAAAAGCUAUGGCAUGGCUUCAAAGAUGUUUAAAAUCCACAUUGACGAAGACAAUUCGACGACGAUGGAGGGCGAAGUCAGGGAUAACAGGAGCUCAGCAUAG
Messenger RNA from Aureobasidium namibiae CBS 147.97, 1251 nucleotides. Its product is annotated as FAD/NAD(P)-binding domain-containing protein. NCBI's taxonomy places the organism in Eukaryota, Fungi, Ascomycota, Dothideomycetes, Dothideales, Saccotheciaceae. Gene Ontology annotation, molecular function: FAD binding. The record is from RefSeq and is a predicted model, not a curated record. The transcript has a single exon. The coding region runs from base 1 to 1251 and encodes 416 amino acids.